AUGGAUCACUCGCAAAUGGACCACUCUGGCCACAUGGACCACGGCGGCGAUGGCAUGAACGACAUGUGCAGCAUGAGCAUGCUCUUCACCUGGGACACGACCAAUCUCUGUAUCGUCUUUGAGCAGUGGCACAUUCGCACGACCCCGGGGCUCAUCAUUUCUCUCAUCGCCGUCGUGCUCAUCGCCAUGGGCUACGAGGGACUACGCGCCACGUGCCGCGUGUAUGAGAAGUCGAUAGAUGCAAGAGUCGAAUCCGCGCCCAACGCAUUUCAAGACCCCGUUACUGAGACCACCCCGUUUCUCCGACCAGGACAAAACCGCGACUCUCUUGCCCGCCACAGCCAUCUCAUCAAGUCUUUGCUCUACGGCUUUCAAAACUUUUAUGCGUUUAUGCUCAUGCUUGUCUUUAUGACUUACAACGGCUGGGUCAUGGUGGCUGUUUCUUUGGGUGCCUUUCUUGGCUAUUACGUCUUUGGUAGUCACACCUCGGCCACGAAAGAAACUGCCUGCCAUUGA
This is a messenger RNA of Beauveria bassiana ARSEF 2860, 516 nucleotides long. RefSeq names its product ctr copper transporter. Gene Ontology annotation, cellular component: membrane. The coding region runs from base 1 to 516 and encodes 171 amino acids. The record is from RefSeq and is a predicted model, not a curated record. Gene Ontology annotation, biological process: copper ion transmembrane transport. NCBI's taxonomy places the organism in Eukaryota, Fungi, Ascomycota, Sordariomycetes, Hypocreales, Cordycipitaceae. The transcript is spliced from 4 exons. Gene Ontology annotation, molecular function: copper ion transmembrane transporter activity.